UUAGUUACGGGCAACUUUUUCAAGUCAUUUGUCAUUGUAUUGUUGUAGAUUCAUUACUCAAUAUUUUUCUGUCACAAUGAUGGGCUCUUUUAAAGCUAUGAAGCUGAUAACAUCUAAUCAAAUAUGUUCAGCUUCUAAUCUGUUUGCUUGCACAUGUCCAUUCUUGGGAUUUGUAAGAGCCCAUGUGGGCUAGAGCCUAUCCCGGCUGUCAUUGGGCUAGAGGUGGGGUACACUUGGAAUCUGGACAGGUCUCCAAUCUAUCACAGAGGGCUAACACAGAGAGACAGACAACCACUCACACCUACACCGACGCAUAUUUAGAAUCACAGAUUAACCUAACGAGCAUGUCUUUGGAUGGUGGGAGGAAGUAUCUAGAGAGAACCUGUGCAGACACAGGGAGAACACGCAAACAGAGUUGACCUAGUCGGCCAAUGGAUUUGAAUCCAGAACCUUCUUGCUGUGUGGCAACAGUGCUGAUCACCACAACACUGUGUCGGCCUCCAUUAUCAAAAUAAUGAAUAUUAAAAUUCCUAUUAACUAAAAUAAAAAGCUCACAACACUAAUACUAUAAAAACAGUUUGCCACGUACAUUGGUGCCCCACUCCCCCUCCCCAUCCUUCUUGAAAUCCACAACACCUGCCUAUUCUUUGGCUUUGUGUUCUGCGUAAGGUUGCCUCAGACAGUUUUCAUAAGGAAUCUGGAACAAGAAGCCACUAGAGAGGUCAGGUGGCGAUCAAGUAGAAAUCUUGAGAAUGACACUUGCUGAACUGCAAUAAAGGGACAAUUUACAUAAGCUGUACAAAGACGUAAGAUAUCUGCUAUCAAAAUCACAUACAAGAGAGUCCAUUUAAAUAGGCCUUAACCCUAACCUUAACCCCAGGUCAUAACCCUAACCCUAGACUCUAACCCUAACCACAAAAAAAGCGUGUUCACAGGAUGUUUGAAAGAAAGAAAAAAAAGAUAAAUAUCUGGAAAAUAAAAAAAAAAAAAUAAGAAAAAUACAUGCUGGGACAUAAUGGAAACAACUGAGAUUAAUUGGCUUAAUGUCAGCCUCCUCACCUAGCUCAUGUCCGAGGGUAAAAUACAGCACAGUGAUGUUUGUUUGUACGUAUCUGUAUUACAACUACAGCCACAAGAAAACAUUGUGCAACUUGACUUCAGUGAAACAAUUGGACUGGACAUACGAUAUGUGGCUAAAUGUAGGACAAUCACAGGAACAAUAUGGCAUCCAAUCUUUUAAAUUUUGCUGACACUGGUGUCAAAACAGGCCACAGUGAAGGGGCUUUUACUUCAGCAUGCACCAGCAAAUCAAGUUCCUUGAAAUGAGGAUUGUGAACCAAUCAGACUUCACAUAUUUAGUGAAAUGUAGGACAAAGGUGCAAUCUGCUGCUGCCUCAGUAGUUUAGAACACUGGCUCAGAGUGAGAGUAGGAGAAGCAGACAAGAUGAUGGUGUUCAUUGCAAACAUCUUCCUCUUCUGGUUGUUGUGUGAGGCAAAGCUGAGUGAAAUCUCUCAGCCUGAGUCGUUGAAAACACUGAACCUUGGAGACUCAGCUAUGAUUAAAUGCCACAUAAAGAGUAAAAUGACAAAAAGGGUGUGGUACAAACUGACUACAGAGAGGAAACUGCAGCUCGUUGCAACACUCGAUUCCUACUAUAAUCGGCGCAUGUUCGCCGAUGAAUUUCAGCACCGUUACUCUGUCCAGUUUGACGAGCUCAACUGUCACCUGAUCAUAUCUAGAACGUCGUGGGACGAUGUUGGAACGUACUUCUGUGGAGUGCUGCUCUUAAAUGACAUUGAGUUUGGAUCAGGAACCCUUUUGAUGCUUAAAGGUGCAAAGAUGGUCAGUGACUCUGUCGUCCAGCUGCCUCCAUCUCAGUCAGUCCAGUCUGGAGACUCUCUGACCCUCAGCUGUUCAGUUCACACUGAAUGCACGGCAGAAUACAUGAAUGUCAUGUGGCUGAAAAACUCUGAUCAUUCUGCCCCUGAAAUGAUUUACUCUGAAAAUAACGGCAGUGCUUGUCAGAAGACUAAGAGUGGAGAAACCACUUGUGUGUACAACCUUCUCAUGAGGAACAUCAGCUCUGAUGAUGCUGGAGUUUACUACUGUGUGGUGACUUCAUGUGGACAAAUGCUACUGGGAAAUGGGACCAAGCUCAUCUUUAACUAUGGCACGGACUCUCCAGACGUUGGCCGUGUUUGUAUUUUGGUGCCCACCAUCCUGCUGGGAGCUUAUCUGGCUUUCGUAGUGUGCAUGAUCAAAUCUUGUGAAUCCUCAGAAGGAUAUUCUGCUCACUCUACAAUCUAUGCAGAGGUACAAGAAAACGAACAUCUGAAGAUCAAAAGAUCAAAAAGACUGAGAGACGACACCUGGACUGAAUGUGUGUACUCCACUGUAAAGCAGUACUAAUGAACGCUUUGUCUUCUCUUUUGCAUUUUUAAAAUGGCAUCUUACUAGUGUGGCCUUUCAAGCAAGCUUACGCUUUACUUUUAAUAACAUUACGUACAAUCAAUGUACAGCUUUACCCUGCAAUAAACUCAUUAAAUAAGAUAUUCUAAAGACAAAACAUGAAGUGCAGUUAUUUCCACAAUCACUGUGAAACAAGACAGCUCUAGACUCUCCUCAGUGGUGCCAUUAGUUACUCUACCAAUAGCAAAUUUAGCACGAAAAUAUAAAGAAGCAGGGAUCAAACUCAUAAACAUACAAACUGACCAACAAUGAAAAAGACAGUUUUCUUCAAAUCUGUGCAGUACAUCUGUAAAAUCAUCACAGGAAGCAAGUAUUUGUCAACUGUUGCAUAAACCUUUUUCAGGCAGUUGGCAUUGUCAGGUCUGAGUCAGGGUAUACUUAGGUCAGGCACUUUUUGUCGUUGUGUGGAUGACUCUUCAAGCUUUUAUAAAUGAUAAGAGUUUUUUAUGACCUAUUCAAGACAAAAGUAACACAGUUAACUCAAGUCCAAUUAUGCUA
This is a messenger RNA of Mugil cephalus (flathead mullet), 2968 nucleotides long. RefSeq names its product signal-regulatory protein beta-2-like. Gene Ontology annotation, biological process: response to bacterium. The record is from RefSeq and is a predicted model, not a curated record. NCBI's taxonomy places the organism in Eukaryota, Metazoa, Chordata, Actinopteri, Mugiliformes, Mugilidae. The transcript is spliced from 6 exons. Bases 1445 to 2410 code for a protein of 321 amino acids.